UACUGGUCUACAGCAUCAUUUCUCAACUGAGCGCCAAUGAGACUCCCUUGAGGCUCCCAGGAUAUUCCAAGGAGAUCACAGGACACUACUCUCCCUCUCUGCAUAAUGUGCUCACAGACCUGCUCCCGCAUCCUGGGCCUGAGCCUUGGGACAACAUCUCUGUUGGCUGCUGGGGCCAACACGGUUCUGCUCUUUCCUAGCUGGGAUGUGACCUACCUGUUGAGGGGCCUCAUUGGCAGGCAUGCCAUGCUAGGCUCUGGCCUCUGGGGAGGAGGUCUCAUGGUGCUCACUGCUGCUAGCCUCAUCUCCCUGAUGGGCUGGAGGUGUUGUUGCUUCAGAAGGAAUGGACCCUGCCGAAAUAUACUUACUGCUCUGUUGGCAAGUGGUCUGGCUUUGCUUGGGGCCUUGAUUUGCUUUAUCAUUUGUGGAGUAGCCCUGAAGGAAGGUCCUUUCUGCAUGUUUGAUGCCUCCUUCUUCAAUCAGACACACACUUGGAAAUAUGGUUACCCAUUUAAAGACUUGCAUAACAGGAAUUACUUAUACGACCAUUCCCUCUGGACCUCUGUCUGCCUGGAGCCUUCUAAAGCGGUGGUUUGGCACGUGUCCUUCUUUUCCUCUCUCCUGUGCAUCACCUUCGUCCAGAUGAUUCUGGUAAUCAUUCAUUUCAUGAACAGCUUCUUGGGUCUUUUCUUCAGUCUCUGUGAGAAGUCAUAAGGAGUGCCUCUCUAAACAUGAGAUGUUCACCAUGACCUGCCUUGAAUCUUUCCUGCACAAGCAGUGGGUAUGAAUUUUAAACAAACAUCUCUUUUAGAUACUCGUGUAAUAGGAACAAUGUGUAAUAGCUUGCAUGUAUGCUGAAUGAUAGAAUGCAUUUCAAAUUACAUUGUGUACUGCAGUGUGAUAUAUUGUUCAAAGAAAUAAUACGGCCAUUAUUUCUGGGAAGGAAGGUAUUGUCCAUACAAAGUCCUCCAUUCCUGAUCUCAUUGUAACCUCUCCAACCACCCAGCAAAUAUAUCAUGUGUUAUAAAAUAAUAGGGGCUCUCAGAGUAUAAUUGUGGACUUGCUGCCCACAAGCUCUCAACUAGGUCAAGGUCAAGUUUGUUCCUGCAUUUCCAUCUUUAAAUCCAAGUCCACCUUACUGUAUUGUGGGCUUCCUAAAUUUACAAGUUGAUGCCUUAAAACUCCAGUUUGACUUUCUUUGGAAAUAGGAUCCUCAUGAAGCUAACUAGAGAUAAAUGGGGCCAUUGGGGUGAAAUCCUAAUCCAGCAGAAGCAGGCCUCAUUAUGAGAGAAUAAUAUACCAGCUCUCUCUCUGCACCCACACACAGUAGAAAAGACCAUGUGAGCACACAGCAAGAAGGUGGACAUUUGCAAGCAAACAGGAGGCUUGGGGAAAUCAACUUUGUUAAAUUUUUAGGAUUUCUGCCCUCCGGAAAAUAAAAUUGUGUUGUUAGGUCAUAUAGUCCAUGGUAUUUUGUUACAGCAGACUGGAAUGACUAAUCUACCAGUAUGUUCUUUUCAUCUGUGUCCAACAUGCAAAGAGUACACCAAGCAUGGUCCUACAUAGCCCUUGGGAUAUACAUAUCCCAAGUUCAUGACAAUGGUAAUGAUACCCAGCCCCUGUCCUUGGCCCCUACCUUGUCCUCAGUAACUACGUCAGGUUCUGGAAACGAAUUCAUCUGUUCCGGUCCAGGUUAGGAGCCAACAUAGGGGCAGAAUGAAUGUAGGAAAAGAGAGCCUCCAGGAGGGCGCUGUGAAAAAGGAAGAAGGCUUCACUUGGGUUUGAGUUGGUGCUUGGCUAAUCAGCCCAAGAAAAGUGGAAGAAGGCUUUCUCCAGCAGUGACAGAAGGAUUUCAAAGAUAUGGAGUGGGCAUUUGUGGGAUAUAAAAUAAUAUAGUGUGAAACUAACAGCCUGGGGAUUGGUCCAUGGCUCAAAGCCUGCCUCAAGUGCUGGAGGACAGGACAGCUGGGAUACAGAAGUGACCAUUAUGACAGUUAUGUUUGAAGGGAUUGCUCUGGAUGGGCAGUGUGUACUGAGAGAUCAAAUACGAUGGCCUCUCCAUAUCUGUAUUACAAACCAUAAUGUCCCAAAGUAAAGAGAGUAAGAAAAAUGCCUGCCACAGAGACAA
Sorex araneus (European shrew) is the source of this 2128-nucleotide messenger RNA. RefSeq names its product transmembrane 4 L six family member 19 (gene TM4SF19). Lineage: Eukaryota; Metazoa; Chordata; Mammalia; Eulipotyphla; Soricidae. The record is from RefSeq and is a predicted model, not a curated record. Bases 106 to 714 code for a protein of 202 amino acids. Gene Ontology annotation, cellular component: membrane. The transcript is spliced from 5 exons.